Messenger RNA from Radiomyces spectabilis, 5497 nucleotides. RefSeq lists its product as uncharacterized. Gene Ontology annotation, biological process: intracellular signal transduction; cyclic nucleotide biosynthetic process. The transcript is spliced from 13 exons. Gene Ontology annotation, molecular function: adenylate cyclase activity. The record is from RefSeq and is a predicted model, not a curated record. The coding region runs from base 385 to 5277 and encodes 1630 amino acids. Gene Ontology annotation, cellular component: cytoplasm. NCBI's taxonomy places the organism in Eukaryota, Fungi, Mucoromycota, Mucoromycetes, Mucorales, Radiomycetaceae.
ACAUUGCACCCUAUAUUGCUAAAGCAAGUCAUUCUUUUUCUUUCAACAACCACAACAUUACCAACUACAUGUUCACUAACCUAACGCUUACAGUAUGUCCGCUCCCUUCAUGCAUUGUAUGACAAUGUGGAGAUCCCUUAUCGGCAUACGCAAUUCGGAGCUGUUCUCAUGGUGGACGUCGUAGGUAAGAUAACCUUGAUCUAUUUAAAUAACGAACAAAUAACUUAAGGUUUUCUUUAGGAUUCAGUCAGGUAGAACAAUGACAUCCAACAGAGGAUGUGGCAAGUAGGAGCUAACAUGAAGAUAAAUUCUUAGUUAACCACUUUGGCGACCGAAAAAGGAGACUCUGGAGCCGAGGCCAUUGCAUUGGAAGUUGGCACCUACAUGGGCGAAUGUAUCGAGAUCAUUGAACAUUUUGGUGGCGAUGUUGUAAAGUUUCUUGGUGACGCCGUCCUAGUAUGCUUCCAAGCCGACUUGGAAGACGACCAAACUGCCGAUGAUCCAUUGCAGGGUUCGAGAAGUCGCAACGCUAUAUCACUACGUCAAAAAAGUGUACUUGUACGCCGAGCUGUAGAAUGCGGUUUACAGCUGCUUGCACGACAAUCUCACUACCGUGUUUACUUGACCGCCGAAGAACGAUCAAAACACCGAGGUUCGACAAACCGUGAAAUUGAACGACGAGACCGAGGUUCCGGUUCAUCCCGCUUUUUCUUAUUCGAUGGCGGUUCAACAAGCAAUAACAGCCGUACCAGCAGCGAUGAUCGACGUGCGUCUUCUAUUGAUAGCAUACCGAUACCCACACUGCAGCAGCAAAACGUCAAUAAUCCCGAAGAAUACUCGAUGGCUUUCAGUUUUUGGCAUUGUUUUCCCUUCUUUCACAAGAAAAACAGGGUGUACGCUUUGCGUCACAGCUUGAAUACCAACCAUUCUGAUGACGACCGAAAUGCCAUUGAUCUCGAACUUCAUAUUGCCGUAUCAUGCGGAGAUAUUACAAACGUCAUUGUCGGUGAUGUAGGGACUAACACCCAUAUAGAAACGCCCCUGAGUCCUAGUAAGGCGACGAAUCGAAAAUCACACUAUUCGUAUGCGAGUAUGGAAGGCAGCGAUGCCACGGGAAGUGACCAAUACCUCGAAUAUUUCGGACGUCUAGAAUACGCAGUGUGUGGCAACACCGUUGAAGCACUUGAACCGGCAUUGACUCUAGCCAAAGCCGGCGAAAUGAGUAUCACGCCUGAAGUGUACGUCUACAUACAACAGCAACCGCUUGUUGCUUCAUUUGAAAGACGACGCGAUUUUUACAUCAUCAAAAGCACCCACAAUAACCACAACCAAUCGCCCCCACCACGAAAAACCAGCCCGUUACGACAUCCAAUGCAAAAGUCCAGCACCGCACCCAACCUUAGUUACCUUGCGGAUCGGCCCGCACUGAAACAACAAGCCAACAACCUGAACAUCGAGCCGAUUAUUCCCCGUAUUCGAAAUACAUCGUAUCUGCGUUUAUCAACAGAUGCCAAUCCCAAUUACCACAAAUACCUCAAUCGCAGUGCUUUGUACCGUCUACAGCACAGUGUGGACGACAAUUUUCCCGCCCAGUUUCGCGAUGUCACCAUCAUGUUUAUCAACCUGGGCAAUGUCAACGUCGCCAACAAAGAUGGUCUAAUGAUGGCGCAAAAAGCCGUGAAAAUCGCCAUGAAAGCACUGGUCAAAUAUGAAGGUGUACUGCAACAAUUUGCCGUGGAUGAUAAAGGUGCCACAUUACUUGCUGUGUUUGGUUUACCUCCUCAGUCGCAUGAACGUGAGGCGAUAUUUGCCGCUAAAGCCGCGAUUGACAUUCGAGAUAAAUACUCGCAAUUUUUGCCGGGAUUCGCUAUCGCAUUGUCUACCGGUAUUAUCUUCAACGCUGUUAUGCCUCAGAGUAAUCCGUACCGUCGAGAUCCCGGGAUUGCCGGUGACACCAUUGUACUUGCUGUGCGUAUGCUGAAAUUCUCCUUUGCUCGAGAGAGUAUCGUAUGCGAUUAUGCCACCAAAGCGCAAAUUGGAGGACAGUGUGAAUUUGAGGAAUACGGCGAAAAUUUUGUCAAGGGAAAGGUGAAACCGGUCCCGAUUUAUGGCAUUCAGAAUUUUACCGUGGCGAAAACAAAACGACUUUCGUUGAAAAGCCUGGGAAAGACAUCAGACUUCAUCGGGUACAAGACGGAAAUGUCAAUUGCCAAACGAGUCGUGGACGAGUGGGACGAUAUACCCAACCACCACGUUCUUAUCAUCUCCGGUCCCUCUGGCGUAGGAAAAAGUUUCUUUUGUCACGCUUUGCACAAAACCUUGAGUGCCCACGGUGUCACAUGCUGCUGGUCAUCCUCAACGGAAGUGGAAAAGGGCUCCAAAUACUAUCUGGUCAAAAAUCUGUUGCUCUCUUUGUUUGAAAUCAUCGAUUCCGACAGUGUGCCUCAACGAGCCAAAAGGCGUACUUCCUGCCUUUAUAACGGGCUGGUUCCCUUGACCAGCGGAUCCUGUUGCUCCAACAACCAGAAUGAAUCGAUUCGUUCCUCGCAGACGUCGCUACCUUCCCCGCUUUACAGCAAGAAAAAGUUUCAGCGUUUACCGUCGAAUUCGACUAUGAAUCGGUCUUCUGCCGCUACCUCGAGCUUACAACAGCAGCCAGAGAUGAGCAACGAGGUCAUGGAGUUGAUAUCACGGUGCCUGAAAAAAUGCGGCGAGGAUGAAGGCUUUCUUCCGUUGUUCAAGGUCGCUUUUCCUACAUUGAGCGAUGUCGUGGAGAAUAAGCAUACGGUUCGUCUGGAUGGUCGCGGACGUGAUGUUCUGUUUACCGGCGUAAUUAGUCGCAUGGUGCGCCAUGUCUCGGAACACGUGGGUCUUGUCUUUGUGUGUGACGAUGUACAAUGGGCGGAUUCAGCAUCGAUGCGUGUGCUUCAGUACAUCCAUGAACAGUGUCAACGGGUUAUGCUCCUGUUAGCUACACGGCCGGUGAAAGAUUACCAUGUCACGUUUAUCAAACAUUUUUGCAAUACGGGUUCGCCUGUGGAGAUUACGCUCAACGGUUUAAGCGCGGAUGAAAUUGGAGAAAUCAUUCUUCAGACUUUCCAGGCCGGUGUCAAUCGCGUCAGCUCCGAAAUUGUCCACGUGAUCCAGAAACGAACCGGUGGCAAUCCGCUUUACGUCAAGAAUAUGGCCAUUAUUCUGAAAGAUUUUAAUCAUGUAACAGUUGUACAAGGCGAACUAGUGCCCCGAAGCAACCGAUUUGAUCUGGAGGAUCUAUUGGGAAAUUUUGACUAUAAACGAAUUAUCAAGAUGCAGUUUGAUCGUCUUGAUGCCAAUUUUCAAGAAUUCUUGACGGUGGCUAGCUGUCUGGACCAGCAUUUCACAAUCUAUGAAGUAGAAGCGGUGAUCAAAUCCUCUAAUGCGAUUUUUCAGGAACAUGAUCCGCAAAAGAUACGAAGUAUCAUCCAAAAAUACGAUGUUUACCAUUUCCUACAACCGGUGACGGAAAGUUCGAUCGACAAUUCCAACGAAACGUAUUCCUUUGCUCAUAUUACAAUCCCCCAAAGUAUUUAUUACAUGGUCUCAUACGAAACCCGGAUUCUCCUUCAUCGGCUGCUAGCUCGCUAUUACGAAAGUCAGCUGACGCGCGAGAAUUAUUCGCAACUGCUUGGCAAAGUCACUCGUCAUUUCUUGGAAACAGAUUGGCUUGAUAAACAGCUAUAUUACCUGGAAGCGUUAGCCGACCUCAAUAUGCGAUCGUACCUUUUACCAGAAGCGACGAACAAUCUGGAACGAAUUGUCAAGCUGUUGGAUAAUAACGAGGAGUUGGCGCUGAAGUACGGCCAUCUUCAUCGGAGCGAUAUCUAUCGACGCCUUGGCAUUUGCCUUGCCAUGCGGACCAAACUCGUGGAAGGAGAGAAGUAUCUAUUUAUGGCGUUACGAUGCCUUGGUGAACCGUGGCCCGAGAGCCAUCCUGACUUUCUUUACCGAUACUGGAAGAACCGCUUCGUCCAAUACCAGCACCGUCGAUGGCGGGUGUUUCACAAGACGAAAAAAGAUCUCAAACGACAAAUCCAUCUUCGUGUUACGGAAAUCAUGGCCCAGCUUUCAAAUAUUUAUUUCUAUACAGGAAAAGGUCGAGCUUUCAUUUACACAUGUCUGGUCGGCUUAAACGCUUGUGAAAGGCUGGGCGACGUGGGACCAAAUUAUACUUUGUUUCUGGCCCGAAAUUCGCUUCUGUGCUGGCUCAACGACAAAAAGGAACACAGUAUCUUUUACAUCACGCGGGCGUUGCAAUACAUGGACGAGAAAAGUGAUGCGGGGACCUUGACGAUCUAUGCGCAUCUAUGCUUUGCGGCGGGAAAAUUUAGUAUGGCUCGAGAACGGUUAUAUCAAUCGAUCGAUGCGGUGAGAACAUACGGCGUCGCUACGGACUGCCAGUCGUUCUAUCGGUGUGUGGGUCUUAUCGUGACGAUGCGCAUCUUUGAAGGCACGUUGGAUCAGUCACCGGACGACCUGGUCUUGCUGAAACAAAUGGCCGACACGGCGCAUAGUAACAGCGAUUUCGAGGCAGAGAUCUGGUUAGGCGUCUACAAUAUUGCCAACGCGCUCAUCAUGGACCGACUCAGGGAAUGCGAGCCUUUUGUGGCGCUUUUGGAAGCCCAUUUGAAAGAAGCGGCAGACUACAACCGAAUCGCCAUCCACGGUACGCUGUUAUGCUACUAUGCUCGCUGUCGAAGCUAUGAGAAUGCACGAAGACAUACCCGGUGUUUGGUUGCUGUUCUACCGGCAUUAACGGUGACACCCAACAUAUUUCCUAUCUUUGGAUUAAUAUUUGCCACCAUGGGAAUGUUUUGCCUGAUUGAAGAUGAGGAAGUGGAUAUCGUAUCGAUGGGAGAUCACAAAAACUAUGAACGAUUCAUCCGUGGUAUCACUCGCAUCAACCAUGCGUUUCAACAAGUGAAAUUCUGGGAAUUCACCCAGCCUUGUUUGUAUCUCGCCCGAGCCUUGCCAUACCUUAGCACGGGCCGCACCGUCGAAGGAUUCACGGUGUUACGACAUGGCGUUUAUGAAAUGCAUUUCAUCCAGGAGAUUCGAUUCCUCCGAGCUUAUUAUUGGGCUAUUUUAGGAAAGUAUGCGUUUAUGCCGUCGGAAAGAAUCGAAUGGACCAACCGCGCUAAAGCCGAUCUCGAAGCGUUGGAGAUUCCCUCCCAUGUGUAUUGUAAUCCUGACCCUGGGAAAUAUUAUUCCUGGGGCACACCCGCCGACCUUGCCGAGUAACCAACUAUUUUUCCCCUUUUCUCCACCGCUGGACGGGUCAUGCAACAUUUUCAGCUUAUUUUAUUUAUUGAUAUUUUAGCUUAUUACACCAUUAAUGUUCAGCUUCUGUUGCUGGUUUGUAAAUUGCCUAAUUCAUUGACAUUGUAUUGUAAAAGCCGAAACUAAAAAAAAUCGGGUUGAAGUAAUAAAUCACCGCUUUUGUAAAUGCUCAUCAGAUAAA